AAUCAUAGAAGAUCAAAAACUCCCCGAGAGAGAUGGCGAGCUCCUCCGCUGAUGGCGGGCUUGCGCCGGCGGUCCUCGGUCACGGCGAGCGUGCGGCGGCGGCGGUCUCCGGCCAGGGCGGGCGUGAGGCGGCGGCGGUCUCGGGCCAUGACUGGCGUGAGGCUGCGGCUGUCUCUGGUGACGGCGAGGCGGCGGUCUCCCGCAAGCGCAAGCAGUGCGACUACGAAAACAUCCUGGACUACCCAUGCACGGAGCGUCUCCGUUGGCGCCGGCUCCUUGCUUUCCUCCGGGAGAACUGCUACAACCAGAUCUACCAUGCGGCCAAAAACAAGUUGGGUGUGUUCUCCGACCUUGAGGACGUGGUGGAGCGGGUCAGGAAAGGCCAGUUCCAGGAGGCGUGCGACCACCUCUGGACCUUCGCACCCAUCCGGUAUUUGAACAGCAAAGCUGAAGUCCUCACGCUGUUCCUCUAUUACCUCAUGGCCGUCAGCAGAUUCGCCGAGGGCAACACAGCCAAGGAAGGCGUCGUCCGCGAGUGGUUCAGAAAGCUGUACAAGUAUCCUACUCUGCUCUCCAAGUAUCCUUGCCUCGCCACCCUUGUUGCCGAUGUCCUCUCCCUUCGCACUGUUCGUGUUUGGAACUCUCUGAACUGGCAAGUCGUCAGGAACAAGGCAGCCGAGAUGGUCAAGGAGAUGGUUUCUGAGAUACCUGAGCUCAAGGAGCAGACGCGUUACCCGCGCUUCCAGAACGAGCUGUACGACGUAAUGCCCAUUAGGUGCAGCUUCCGUCCAAGGCGUCAAGUGAAGAAAGCAGGCAAGAAACAAGCAAUAGAUCUUGCAAUGUUCUAUCUUGAGACGAAGAAGAGGUUGGCUCCUUCAGCUCAGAUGGACUAUCAUGAUUCAGCAGAAUUACCAAGGAAUAAAUCGGGAUUGGUGCUAAUAAAACUAUUUGAAACCGUUUUGCAAGCUGGUCAGCGCAUGGUACUCAAACAAGGCCAUCCACCUGAAUAUUUAUCCAGAGGAGUUGCUGCUCACGCCUGUAAAUCCAUACCUGGCCACACGAUGAUAGAAAAAGGACAUCAGUCCGAACAUGCAUCCAACCAGGUUUUUCCAUUUGAGGCUGCACAUGCUUAUAAAUCCGUAGCUAAGCGCAUGAAGAUAGAACAAGGACAUGGACUUGAACAUUCAUCCAACAAAGUUUUUCCAUUUGAGGCUGCGCAUGCUUAUAAAUCCGUAGCUGAGCGCAUGAAGAUAGAACAAGGACAUGGACUUGGACAUGCAUCCAACAAAGGAUCUGAUGCACGGCCAUGGUGAUUUUGGUGGGUGUGGUGGAAGUUAAUGGCCUGUCGCUAUUUGGCUCUAAGCUAUGGCCUUGGCAGUGUUGCUCUUUGGUGCUCCUCAGCUGAAGGGUUGCCAGUUUAGUUUGUUGCUACGUAUAGGGCUAGCCACUCAGGACUUUGUAAGCGUGACUGUCCCCAAGGGCUUAAACAAUCAUUGUAAUAAUCCUCGUUAGUGUCGUGCUUUAAAACCCUUAACCUCGUACUGUUUCGUAUUGGUCUUAUUAUUUGGUCGAGACUGCCUUCUGAAUAUUUAUUGAAUCGAUCUCUUGAAAGAUCGGAGUGU
Sorghum bicolor (sorghum) is the source of this 1622-nucleotide messenger RNA. RefSeq lists its product as uncharacterized. The transcript has 11 exons. Bases 33 to 1313 code for a protein of 426 amino acids. NCBI's taxonomy places the organism in Eukaryota, Viridiplantae, Streptophyta, Magnoliopsida, Poales, Poaceae. The record is from RefSeq and is a predicted model, not a curated record.